UUGACACCAUAUACCAUUGAGAUGUGGCAGCUGCUGGUUGUAUUAUUGGUUCUAUGGCUAGGCGAAAUGAACCAAGUAAAUGCUUUGCCCUCGCAUUUACAACCACUUAGCUAUAAUCUAACAAUAUCCACUCAUUUAAAUGGUGGCCCAAAUCAGAAUCGUUAUGUGGGCUUGGUGUCCAUUCGACUCUUAGUUGUCGAGGAGACGCGUCAGGUGAUUUUAAACUAUCGUGAUAUAUCAAUAUCGGUAGAGCAUACCAUGCUAAUACGAAUUUCAAGUGGACUUCGCAUCGGAAUUGCUUUUACGAAAAGCCUUGAAGCCUCUGAUGAAUAUCUCAUUGAAUUCAAAAAUCGUCUCUGGAAGGAUGAGGAAUAUACUCUACAUAUGGUAUUCUCUGGAAAUAUGGCCAAGCCACAGCGGAACGGGUACUAUGCCAGUUUCUACAAGGAUGAUAAUAGUAGCAUUGGCCAGAAAAUGUAUUCCAUAGCUCAAUUUGAACGUGAAUACGCACGCACUGCCUUUCCAUGCUUCGAUGAGCCGCAAUUUCGAUCAAAAUAUACCCUAUAUUUGGCACAUCAUUCGGACUAUUUGGCUUUAAGUAAUAUGCCAGCUGCCGAAUCUUGGAAACAUCCCGCCCUUGAUGGUUAUUUAUGGACGAGAUUCGAGGAAUCGCCUCCAUUAGCCACCCACAUGUUUACGUGGGCAUUGCAUCAAUUGGAUAUUUUGGCACAAACUAAAACCGAUGAUGGGACUAUGCUGACAAUAUGGGGUCGUCCUCAAUUUAAGCCUCAACUGAUUAAUGAAGUAAUUGAACAUACCAAGUUGCUAUUACCGAAAAGUGAGAGCUUAUUCGGUGUUCCUCUACCUUUGGGAAAUACGACAGAACGAAAAAUUGAUCAUAUCGUAUUACCACAACAUCCAAAAAUUUUAUAUAAGCGUGGUCUAUUGGUUUACAGAGAGAAUAUGUUGCGAAAAGGAACCGGACAGAAAUGGAAUCUUUCCGAAAUGGUUGCUGAAUACUUUGUACGUCAAUGGAAUGGGAUAUUAGUAAGUGCAUCAUCUUGGGCGGAGGCCUGGAUAUUCGAUGGUCUCACCGCGUAUUUGUCCAUACAAUUGGCUAAUCAAUUAAUGCCCUUGUCGGGAUACAAUCAGACACGUUUGCUGGAUCUUAAUCUGUGGGUUAAGCAAGAGGAUUCAAUGGCCCAUGCAGUGGCACUGAAAGGGCUUCCCACCAAUAAGCAGCAGGAAUCUUUGCGAGUAAGCAAACUCUGUCUGCUUUUCAAUAUGAUAAACUCGGUCAUUGGACUAAAGGUUAUGGAGACGGGCCUGAAAGCUUUUUGGCUAAAAUAUGCCAAUAAGACGGCAACUGGAAUGCAAUUGUGGACCGAAUUGCAGGACGCUGCCAGGCGAGCCCAUCUUCUGCCCAGGGGUAUCGAUCUGAAUCAUGUUAUGGACUCCUGGCUGAAUCAGCAAGGCUAUCCCUUGCUUGUGGUUAAUCGCAACUAUGAGGACAACACAGUGACCAUAACACAGCAACGCUAUACCGCUGUGACUUUGCCGGGCAACCCUUGCUGGUGGAUUCCCAUUACCUACAUGACUCAAAGUGACCGUACACCGCAUCAGGAGUGGCUUAGCUGCGACGAUGCUGCGCCCCAACUGUCAGCCAUUACACUUAAGAAUAUUAGUCGUCCCGAUGAAUGGGUACUGAUUAAUGUAAACGGCAGCAAUUUGCAACGCACUCUCUACGAUCUGAAAAACUGGGCGAAGCUGAAUCAGAUCUUAAGCACAGCUACUGAGCAGAUCCCACCCAUAAAUCGGGCCCAUCUCGUUGACGAUGCCCUCAAUUUGGCUUGGCAGGGCAUGCUGCCAUAUUCAGUGGCCAUGGGCAUUUUGGGCUAUCUAUCCAAUGAGACAAAUCAUUAUGUAUGGCAGGUGGCCAUACAUAAUCUUGAAAAGCUACACACGAUUAUGCAAACAACAACUGGCUAUAGGAUCUUUAGAACGUAUUUGAGAACCAUCGUUGAAGUGCAUUUCUGUACGAUUUUAAAGCAAUUGGAAAAAAAUGCAGGAAAACUAGAAAAGAAAUUUUUGCGCACUAAAGAAAAUUCAAGUUUAUUGCCAUCGCCCGACAUCCAAAUGUACACGUUCAUACCAAUUAUCUAUCGUCUGGCCUGUCAUUUUCAAUUGGCCGCAUGUGUAAAGGAUGCUGCGGAACGCUUCAAUGCCGCCGUCCUAGAUCCGUCAAAGGAAAUACCAGACGGACUACGAGAAACUGUCUACUGCAUGGCCGUGCGUUAUGGCAUGGAACUCGAAUGGCUUUUACUCCGUGAUAAAUACAAUGUCACCGAAACGAUCAGUGAACGACGAAUCCUGUUGAGGGCCAUGGCCUGCAGUGUAGACCAUUGGGCACUCGAGAAGCUGCUGCAAUGGAGUUUCGAUAGGGGCAAAGUGUCCAAGAUGCUAACCAUUGAUCUCUUGAGUGCUGUUGCACAUAAUAGUGUUGGUUUUAUACUGGUUAAAAAGUAUUUAUAUAACCACAUUGACGAUAUAAAGAGAAUGUACGAUAAUGACGGCAUCUUAGAAAUAUUGCAAUCAUUUGUGAAUGUGAUUAGCACCUGGGAGGAUUUGGAGGAUUUCAAGGACUUUGUACAAGAGAAUCUGCCACGCAUCUCAAAUUAUUCAAUUACAAACUUCUUUGAAGCAGCUACCGCCAAAGUGGAUUGGCGUCAAUAUCGUUACUAUGACCUCUUGAAAGCCAUUCGCGAAUUCACGAUCGCUUAUCUAGGAUAAUGACAAAAAACAAAAUCAGUUGUUGUUUUUCCAAAAAUA
This is a messenger RNA of Drosophila willistoni, 2829 nucleotides long. RefSeq names its product aminopeptidase Ey. The coding region runs from base 22 to 2790 and encodes 922 amino acids. Gene Ontology annotation, molecular function: peptide binding; zinc ion binding; metalloaminopeptidase activity. Gene Ontology annotation, biological process: peptide catabolic process; proteolysis. Gene Ontology annotation, cellular component: cytoplasm. The transcript is spliced from 4 exons. NCBI's taxonomy places the organism in Eukaryota, Metazoa, Arthropoda, Insecta, Diptera, Drosophilidae. The record is from RefSeq and is a predicted model, not a curated record.